AUUUAUCAGAGAUUAUAAAAAUACAGCAUCUAUCGAACGACCAUGAAUCCUGGUUCUUGUUUUUCUAGAAGAGUCCAGCAGGAGAGAGCAGACUCCCCUGGACCCAGCUGUGUCUCCAUGAAGAGUGACCGCUCUAUGGAACAACCUCAUAACUUUAAAGACGGAAGUCCGUCUAUUGAAAAAAGGUAAGCAUUGAUUAGAGAUGAUGAUUUGGGCUGUAGUCUUAAAUCCAACCAACUCUCUGACCAAUCGAUUGGUCGAUGGUGAAAAGAUUAUUAUAAAACAAAGUGCACGUUAUCUCUGGAUCAACAUAAUCUACCACAGUGCGUUGUACUCUACCUGCUAGCCUCAAUAACACAUAAGGGCUGUUUGGAGAAGGGCAGUGGGUUUCAGACCCCCUCUCGGCCCGAGUCGACUCGGUUAGAGCAGAGCUUCAAUAUGAAGCAGACAGCGGACGAGCCAUGGAGUGUCGGGCAGCGUCCUUUAUAGACGGCAUGUAUAAAGAUUUGAGUGUUUAUCUGUAUGUAAUAUAAUGGGGCCCACUGGAUGCUGCUGGGAUUCGUGCCAAGAAGCCAAUUCUGAUGUGUUCCCACUCAAAGCCUAGCGAGCGUGAAACACGAAGGGAGAUGAAGAAUCACAGAAAUAUUAAGAAAAAAGUACCCAUGCCACCAUUUUAGCAGAUCUGCCCACAAACUUCCUCUACACUUUGCAUUCUUUUUUGUCGUCCUUUUUAACCAAAUGCUGCCAGAUCGAUGACUUUGUUGCAAUCAAUGAGUUAGUAGCGGAGUAAAGGUUCAGUAAGUUAGGACUAGCGGUCUUCCUUAUGGGCCAGUUCAACGUUGAGAAACCCAGGGGCUUGACCUCUUGUCUUACAAGUCUUAUAAUUUAUUAAACCAUAUGAUUAUUAAAACAGAAACUACAGAGCCUUCAACCUUAUUUUUAUUAAUAAUUAAUGUUAUUUCUUACACACAUUAUAGCCCUUCUCUCAAAUAUAAAACACAUCAGUCUGCAUUUGUCCCUCCCGGCCCUAAAAUAAUGGAUUAAGAACCUCUUUGUUCUUAUUAAAGGAACACCAGCUAUUGUCCGACCAAUGAGAAUUUGGUCCAACAAGUGCAUAUCAAUUAACCAGUCAACCAACCGACCAGAACAUGACAGCCCUAGAGAUUAUAUAGGUACAGCUUUUAUCAAACUUCCAGAAAUCCUGUUUCUUGUUUUCUAGAAGAGUCCAGCAGCAGAGAGCAGACUCCCCUGGACCCAGAUGUGUCUCCAUGAAGAGUGACAGCUCUAUGGAUCCUCCUGUUGGGUUUAAAGAUGGAAAUCAGUCUAUUGAGAAGAGCCCAGAGCAGCAGCAGAGAGCAGACUCCCCUGGACCCAGCUGUGUCUCCAUGAUGAGUGACCGCUCUAUGGAACCUCCUUUUAACUUUAAAGAUGGAAUUCAGUCUAUUGAGAAAAGAGUACAGCAACAGAGAGCAGACUCCCCUGGACCCAGCUGUGUCUCCAUGAAGAGUGACAGCUCUAUGGGACGUCUUCUUAACUUUAGAGAUGGAAAUCAGUCUAUUGAGAAGAGAAGAGUCCAGCCGGAGAGAGCAGACUCCCCUGGACCCAGCUGUGUCUCCAUUAAGAGUGACCGCUCUAUGGAUCAUCCUGUUGGGUUUAAAGAUGGAAAUCAAUCUAUUGAAAAGAGAAGAGUCCAGCAGGAGAGAGCAGACUCCCCUGGACCCAGCUGUGUCUCCAUGAAGAGUGACAGCUCUAUGGAACAACCUCAUAACUUUAAAGAUGGAAAUCAGUCUAUUGAGAAAAGAAGAGUCCAGCAGCAGAGAGCAGACUCCCCUGGACCCAGCUGUGUCUCCAUGAAGAGUGGCUGGUCUAUAGAAGAACCUGUUAACUUUAAAGAUGGAAAUCAGUCUAUUGAGAAGAGACACCAGGAGAGGUCAAAGGUCACCAGUGCUCAGUCUGUACAGCAGCAUCAAACAGAGCUGGAGAUGAACCAGGAGGAACUGGCUGACACACUGGGGGGCGGAUCCGCUGCUGUCGAUUGCCAACAUAAAAUCAAGUCUCAUUUGAAGAAGAAGUUCAGGUGUGUGUUUGAGGGAAUCGCUAAAGCAGGACAGCGAACAGAUCUGAAUGACUUCUACACAGAGAUCUACAUCACAGAGGGAGGAAGUGGAGAGGUCAACAAGGAACAUGAGGUCAGACUGAUUGAAACAACUUCCAGGAAACCAGCCAAGGAAGAAACACCAAUCAGAUGUGAAGACAUCUUUAAACCCUUACCUGGACACGAUCAACCAAUAAGAACAAUGAUGACAACUGGAGUGGCCGGCAUUGGUAAAACCGUCUUGACACACAAGUUCACUCUGGACUGGGCUGAAGGCAAAACCAACCAGGACAUACACUUCACAUUUCUCCUCACUUUCAGAGAGCUGAAUUUACUGAAAGGGAAAGAGUUUAGCUUGGUGGAACUUCUUCAUCACCUCUUUAUUGAGACCAAAGAAGCAGGAAUCUGCAGAUUCGACCAGUUCCAAGUUGUCUUCAUCUUGGAUGGUCUGGAUGAGUGUCGACUUCCUCUGGACUUCCAGAGAAACCCGAUCUGGACUGAUGUCACAAAGUCCACCUCGGUGGACGUGCUGCUGACAAACCUCAUCAAGGGCGACCUGCUUCCCUCCGCUCGCCUUUGGAUAACCACACGUCCUGCGGCAGCCAAUCGGAUCCCUGCUGAGUGUGUUCACAUAGUGACAGAGGUGAGGGGGUUCACCGACCAACAGAAGGAGGAGUACUUCAGGAAGAGAUUCAGAGAGGAGACACUGGCCAGCUCAAUCAUCUCCCACGUCAAGAAAUCACGAAGCCUCCACAUCAUGUGUCACAUCCCAGUCUUCUGUUGGAUCACUGCUUCAGUUCUGGAGGACAUCUUCAAAAAAUCCCAGAUCGAAGAGAUGCCCAAGACCGUGACUCAGAUGUACAGCCACUUCCUGAGGGUUCAGUCCAUACAGGGGGACAGGAAGUACCAUGGGAGGGCUGAAACAGAUCCAGACUGGAGUUCAGAGAGCAGGGAGAUCAUUGUUUCUCUGGGAAAACUGGCUUUUAACCAGCUGGAGAAAGGCAACCUGAUCUUCUACGAGUCAGACCUGGCAGAGUGUGACAUCAAUAUCAGAGCAGCCUCAGUGUACUCAGGAGUGUUCACCCAGAUCUUUAAAGAGGAGUGUUGGCUGUUCCAGUACAAGGUGUUCUGCUUUGUCCAUCUGAGCAUCCAGGAGUUUCUGGCUGCCCUUUACGUCUUUCUGUCCAUCGAUACUGGUGUCAAUCUGCUCUCAGAAGAACCACCAACCUCCAGGAAAGAUAAACUCCUCUUCUACCAGAGUUCUGUGGACAAGGCCUUACAGAGUGAGAACGGACACCUGGACUUGUUCCUCCGCUUCCUCCUGGGCCUCUCUCUGGAGACCAAUCAGAUUGUCCUACGAGGUCUGCUGGGACCGAAAAAAAGAUCACUGACCACUCGGAUUAAAAAAGGUCUGCUGCGACAGAUGGGAAGUAGCUCACAGACCAAUAAGGGAACAGGAUCACAGAUCAAUGAGGGAACAGUGUCUUACAUCAAGGGGAAGCUAAAAGGAGAUCUAUCUCCAGAGAAAAGCAUCAAUCUGUUCCACUGUUUGAAUGAGCUGAACGACUGUUCUCUAGUGAAGGAGAUCCAACAGUACCUGACAUCAGGAAAUCUCUCCGGAAAACGUCUCUCCCCUGCUCAGUGGUCAGCUCUGGUCUUCAUCUUACUGACAUCAGAAGAGGAGCUGGACGUGUUUGACCUGAAGAAAUACUCUGCUUCAGAACAUGGUCUUCUGAGGCUGCUGCCAGUGGUCAAAGCCUCCAAAACAUCUCUGCUGAAUGCGUGCCAUCUGUCAGAGAGAUGCUGUGAAGCUCUGGCCUCAGUUCUCAGCUCCAACUCCUCUAGUCUGAGAGAGCUGGACCUGAGUACCAAUGAUCUGCAGGAUUCAGGAGUGAAGCUGCUCUCUGCUGGACUGGGGAGUCCACACUGUACACUGGAAACCCUCAGGCUGAAGGACUGUGAACUGUCAGAGAGAUGCUGUGAAGCUCUGGCCUCAGUUCUCAGCUCCAACUCCUGUAGUCUGAGAGAGCUGGACCUGAGUACCAAUGAUCUGCAGGAUUCAGGAGUGAAGCUGCUCUCUGCUGGACUGGGGAGUCCACACUGUACACUGGAAACUCUCAGCUUGUCUGGCUGCCUGGUCACACAGGAAGGCUGUGCUUCUCUGGCCUCAGCUCUGAGCUCCAACCCCUCCCAUCUGAGAGAGCUGGACCUGAGCUACAAUCACCCAGGAGACUCUGGAGCUGCGCUGCUCUCUGCUGGACUGGAGGAUCCACGCUGGAGACUGGACACUCUCAGUGUGGAGCACGGUGGAGUGUGGAGGCUGAAACCAGCUCUAAAGAAGUAUGCCUGUGACCUCACACUGGACCCCAACACGGCCUACAGACACCUCUCUCUGUCUGAGGACAACAUGAAGGUGAUGCGGGAUAGAGAGGAACAGUGGUAUCCGGAUCAUCCAGAGAGUUUUGACUCCCGGUCCCAGGUGUUGGGUAGAGAGGCUCUGACUGGCCGCUGCUACUGGGAGGUAGAGUGGGAAGGAUGGGUUGAUAUAGGAGUGACAUACAGAGGAAUCACAAGGAGAGGAGGGGGUGGUGACAGCGAGCUUGGAGGGAACAACAAGUCCUGGAGUCUUGUGUGUACUGGUGGUUACUCUGCCCGGUACAACGGUACAGAGACAGUCCUCCCUCUCCGCCCCGCUGGCUCCACCAGAGUAGGAGUGUAUCUGGACCGGCCUGCUGGCUCUCUGUCCUUCUACAGAGUGUCCCCAGGUGGAGGAGGGUCCUCAGACACACUGACACACCUCCACACCUUCUGGUCCUCCUUCACCCAGGAGGACCUCCUCCCGGGGUUCAGGGUAUGGGGGGGGUCCUCAGCCACUGUGUCGGCCAUUGAUUAUAGGGGGAACAUCACUGUCCUCCAAACUCCGAUCACUGCCGAUGACACUAGCUGAUUCAAAUGGCUCAGA
This is a messenger RNA of Gadus macrocephalus (Pacific cod), 5057 nucleotides long. Its product is annotated as NACHT, LRR and PYD domains-containing protein 12-like. The transcript has 14 exons. NCBI's taxonomy places the organism in Eukaryota, Metazoa, Chordata, Actinopteri, Gadiformes, Gadidae. The record is from RefSeq and is a predicted model, not a curated record. Gene Ontology annotation, molecular function: protein binding. The coding region runs from base 1269 to 5042 and encodes 1257 amino acids.